Molecule: messenger RNA, 2056 nt
Organism: Euleptes europaea (tarantolino)
Lineage: Eukaryota; Metazoa; Chordata; Lepidosauria; Squamata; Sphaerodactylidae
Gene: CAPN10
Product: calpain 10
Exons: 12
Coding region: 10-2031 (673 amino acids)
Biological process (GO): proteolysis
Cellular component (GO): cytoplasm
Molecular function (GO): calcium-dependent cysteine-type endopeptidase activity
Source: RefSeq, a predicted model, not a curated record
CUGCAGAAGAUGCCGGGAGACGGAGUGCUCUUGGGUCUUGAGGGAGACCUUUACAAAGACCUGUCCUUUCCCGCCAAGGAUGAGUCACUCUUCUUUAACUACUCUACUCCACUGGCCCAUUUCAGAGGAGAGAUUUGUUGGCUGAGACCUCAGGAGAUUUGUUCAAAUCCUCGGCUGUUUUCAGACAAUCAGUAUGAAUGGCAAGUGAAGCAAGGGAUGCUGGGAGACUGCUGGUUCCUGUGUGCUUGCGCCGCUCUGCAGAAGAGUAAAUACCUCUUAGCCAAGGUGAUCCCUCCAGGUCAGCCCAGCUGGAGAGAUGAGAAAUACCGGGGCUGUUUUACUUGCCGGAUCUGGCAGUUUGGACACUGGGUGGAAGUCACCAUAGAUGACCGCCUGCCUUGCCUGGGGGGCAAGCUUUGCUUCUCCCAGUGCCAGACGGAAGAUGUGUUCUGGCUCCCCCUGCUGGAAAAGGCCUACGCCAAGGUGCAUGGGUCGUACGAGCAGCUGUGGGCCGGGCAGGUCGCCGACGCUCUGGUGGAUCUGACGGGAGGCCUGGCGGAGCGGUGGGCCCUCAAAGACCCGGGGCGGAGCACAGAAAGGGAGAGGGCGGGCAAAGUCUUGGAGAAGGCAGUCUUCCGGAAGCUGAUGACCCUGAAGGAGAAGUGCGUCAUGAGCUGCUCCGUCUUCAGUUCCCGGCAAGGUACGAGCGAACUGGGGGAGUUCCACGCCUUCAUCGUUGUGGACAUGCAGGAUCUCUCCAAAGUGUCCAGGAAGGAAAUCAUCUUGCUACGGAUUCGCAACCCCUGGGGGAGACGCUGCUGGAAGGGGCCCUGGAGGGAGGGUGGUCCUGGAUGGAGCCAGCUGGACCCAGUGGUAGCUGCUGAACUCUUGUCCCAGAUCCAGGAAGGAGAGUUCUGGGUGGAAGAGGAGGAGUUCUUUGCCGAAUUUGAUGAGAUUAUAACCGGCUAUCCAAUCACUGAAGAGGGACAGCUCCAGAGCCUUUAUACGGACAGGGUGCUGAACCACACGCAGAAGCUGUACGGCUCGUGGGUGAGGGGACAGUCCGCCGGCGGCUGCCGUAACAACAGCACCUUCCCGACAAACCCCAAGUUCUGGCUGAGGGUGUGCGAGCCGAGCGAGGUGUGCAUCGCCCUUCUUCAGAAGCAUCGGAAGUACAGCACCGACUGGGCCGGCCGGGUUCGCAACUGGCCCCGCUUGGUGGAAGCCGACGCUUCCCUGGCGGAUGGAAUCCGAGGGAAGAAUUAUCACGCCGUGGGGCUGCAUAUCUGGAAGGUAGAAAAGAAGAAGUUCAACCUCCCGAGGACCCUGUCCGCUCCCCCGAUUUCCGGCACCGUUUGCCAUUCCUACAACCGGGAAGUUCACCUCCACUGCGACCUGUCCCCAGGCUACUACCUGGUCAUUCCCAGCACUUUUCUGAACGACGCCGAGGGAAACUUCCUGCUCCGGGUCUUCUCCAGCGGGAGAAUCUCCCUCAGUGAGAUAAAACUCUUGCCGCCUGACAACACAGCCCAUGAAGAGCUCCCAGGAGGCGAAUGGGAGACAGCCAUGAUGGAAGGGUGUUGGAGAAAAGGGCAGAAUGCCGGGGGCAGCAGGAACUUUCCUUCCUUCCACACCAACCCCUGCUUUCCCCUUUCCGUCGUCGGCGUGGGGCAGAGCAGAGUGAAGGUCUCUCUCCGCCAGCACUGCCCUGACAACAAGUGCCGCCCGAUUGGGUUUCAUAUCUUCCAGGUCCCCUGCGAUAACAACAACAUGAAGAUGCCGCUCUCGUCUUGCCUGCACUUGGAGCCAGUGGUUAGCUGCGUCCCUCACUGCUACUCUCAGGAAGUCAGUCAGCUGUGCCGGCUCGCCUCCGGAAACUACGCCAUCGUCCCGUCGACGUACCUGCCUGACACGGAAGGCGGUUUCACCUUGAUCGUAGCAACCCAGAUAGACAGGAAAAGCAUUCAGAUUCAGGAGACUUUGGGGCAAAGACUGGAAGAGGUCUCCUUUAAGGCAGUCAUGAAAAUGUAAUUUUGGAUUGGCGCAUCAGCAUCGG